Messenger RNA from Paramecium pentaurelia, 216 nucleotides. Lineage: Eukaryota; Ciliophora; Oligohymenophorea; Peniculida; Parameciidae. The record is from the annotation of a GenBank genome assembly.
AUGAAGAAAACUUUUCAUAAACAAUUAAUAAUACCAAGUAAUUAGAAAAUAAAUAGUUAUAAAAUAUAUGUUCCAGAAUUAAAAAUAUUUAUAAAUUACAUAGAAAAUAUGCUUAUAUCAUUUAAAAAUCGAUUUAAUGAAAAAUUAGAAGAUUUAAAUAAUUCAUAUUGUUAAGUUAAAAUAGCCAUAGUUUAUGAAAAUAAUCAGAGCGAAUGA